AUGGAGACUUUACUUACUUAUGCUAAAACGCCAAUCCCGGCCUUUCCUCAGGUUCAAGGCUUCAUGCACGAAGUGGUCGAGGAAUUGAAUCAUGAGACUAUUAUCCAACUAUUGGGUACACUUAUCGCACUGUUCAUUGUUUAUCGUGUAGCCAUUGCUAUCCAUAAUGUCUGGUUUCAUCCGUUAUCUAAAUUCCCAGGCCCAACUCAUAUGGCUGCUUUCCAGCUCCCCUACACAUACGGCACUCUUGUCUCUGGCCACAUGCACAAUACGAUGAAGAAACUCCACCGCAAGUAUGGUCCUAUUGUGCGUGUUAGCCCAGAUCAUCUAGCCUUUGAUGGAUCUAUCGCUUGGCCUGAAGUCUUUGCGCACAGGGCAGAUAAAGAAGAGUAUGGAAAAGUACCGAAUUUUUUAUUUAUGGGAGAUACGAUGUCCAUAAUUGGAGCUCCCAAAGCCAUUCACAGACGACAACGGCGGCAGCUGGGUCAUGCAUUCAGCGAUGGUGCAUUAAGAGAUCAAGGACCAAUCAUGAAGAAGUAUGUAGACCUUCUUAUGCAGCGUUUCACUGAAAAAUCCGAUACUGGCAAAAGCUUCGACGUCAACGACUGGUUUAAUUUCAUCACAUUUGACAUCAUUGGCCAUCUCACCCACUCAAAGUCGUACAGCUGCCUUGAAAAUGGCUCUCAUCCUUGGGUAUCUAAAUUUUUCAGGGGGUUUCGCGGCAGAUGCUAUUCUCGAUUUCUUUCUCAAUUUCCUUUUGCUUUGGAGAUUGUUACAAAACUACACUUGAUUCCAGACAUAAAUACAAACGAAGACGAUAAGCGCGACGCUGUCGAAAGAACAAUGGAGCGCAUCAAGUUAGGCGAGUAUGCCAUUGAAGGCUACCGCGAUUUCACGUUCCACAUGCUCAAGAAGGACCACGAUGGUGAAAUGGGCUUUGUAGGAUUGGAAGUCCUGGCUUCAGCUACUAUUCUCAUCGGAGCAGGCGCCGAAACCACUGCUGCCACUAUGUCUGCCCUCAUGUUCUAUCUUGGCACAACCCCGACUGCUUACAGGAGGCUGGUCGAGGAAAUCCGGUCUGCCUUUGAUGAUGAAGAAGGUAUUACACUCACGUCGACGCAACAAUUGGAGUACCUCCACGCUUGCAUUGAGGAGGCGCUCCGCGUGUUCCCUCCCAUCAACGAGACGCCUCCACGAGUCUGCCCGGGAGACACCAUUGACGGGAAAUAUGUCCCUAAAGGAACUGCAAUUACGGUAUUCCAAGAGGUCACUUACCACAAUCCUGAACAUUUCACUGAGCCUGACUCCUACAUCCCUGAGCGAUGGCUGCCAAAGUCUCAUCCCUUUUACGAUGCCAAGUUCAAAGAGGACAAUCGAGCGGUAUUCAAGCCCUUCAGUUACGGCCCAAGGGAUUGCCUCGGCAAAAAUCUUGCCUACUCCGAAAUGCGACUGACUCUUUCACGAAUGCUGUACAAGUUCGAUGUGGAACUGGCUCCGGGGCAAGAGAAUUGGCAUAGCGCGCAGCGCACGUUUCUUGCAUGGGAGAGAAGACCAUUGAACAUUUACUUGAAGCGUAGACAGACUGCUUGA
Trichoderma virens Gv29-8 is the source of this 1590-nucleotide messenger RNA. RefSeq lists its product as uncharacterized. The transcript is spliced from 3 exons. NCBI's taxonomy places the organism in Eukaryota, Fungi, Ascomycota, Sordariomycetes, Hypocreales, Hypocreaceae. The record is from RefSeq and is a predicted model, not a curated record. The coding region runs from base 1 to 1590 and encodes 529 amino acids. Gene Ontology annotation, molecular function: monooxygenase activity; oxidoreductase activity, acting on paired donors, with incorporation or reduction of molecular oxygen; heme binding.